Antechinus flavipes (yellow-footed antechinus) is the source of this 4857-nucleotide messenger RNA. RefSeq names its product synaptopodin 2 like (gene SYNPO2L). The record is from RefSeq and is a predicted model, not a curated record. Gene Ontology annotation, cellular component: nucleus; Z disc; actin cytoskeleton. The transcript is spliced from 4 exons. Bases 105 to 3089 code for a protein of 994 amino acids. Gene Ontology annotation, molecular function: actin binding. Lineage: Eukaryota; Metazoa; Chordata; Mammalia; Dasyuromorphia; Dasyuridae. Gene Ontology annotation, biological process: positive regulation of actin filament bundle assembly.
UAGCAGUAGCAAGACAGACAGACGGCAAGGACAGGGGUUCUAACCCCUCAACUUUUUUCCUGGGACAAUCUCUAAAAGUCAAGAGUCACAGGCUGAGUUCAGUAAUGGGUGCUGAAGAAGAGGUUCAGGUCACGCUGUCAGGGGGAGCUCCCUGGGGCUUCCGACUACAAGGGGGUGCCGAGCAGAAGAAACCUUUGCAGGUGUCCAAGAUCCGAAGGAGAAGUCAGGCAGGCCGAGCGGGACUUAGAGAACAGGACCAACUGUUGUCUAUCAAUGGGGCAGCUUGUACUGGUCUUUCCCAUGCCAGUGCCAUGAACCUCAUCGAUGCUUCUGGGACCCAGCUCAUCCUCACCGUUCGGAGGGUAGGAGACGUAGGGCCUGUUCGUUCUCCAUCUCCUGGUGAGCUUCGGGUACUGUCUCCUUCAUCCCCUCUGAGUCCUGAGCCCCCUGGGGCUGCAGCCCCUCAGCCUUUACAGCCUGGAAACCUGCAAUCACCCCCAGACAGUGAGGCAUAUUACGGGGAAACAGACAGUGACAUGGAUGGCUCUGCCACCCAGGAGAAGCCCCGCCGUCCCCGGCGCCGAGGUCCCACCAGGCCUAGCCCUCCGGGAGCCCCACCGGAGGAGGUCUCUUUGUCUGACAGCCCCGCAGAGCCUGCCCCAGCCUCUCUUGAGUCCCCCGCUCUGGGAGGCAGCCGUGUGAGCUCUCCAUCCUGGGAAGAGGGAACAUCUCUUCAGCCACCACCAGCUGAAGCUCUGCUGUUACCGCACGGUCCACUCCGACCAGGGCCCCAUCUCAUCCCCAUGGUGGGGCCUGUGCCUCACCCAGUGGCUGAGGAUCUCACCACCAGCUACACCCAGAAAGCCAAGCAAGCCAAGCUACAGCGUACAGAAAGUGUCCAAGAGAAGAGCAUAAAGGAGGCCAAGACCAAAUGCCGGACCAUCGCGUCUCUGCUGACGGCCGCGCCCAAUCCCCACUCUAAGGGUGUGCUUAUGUUUAAGAAGAGGAGGCAACGGGCCAAGAAGUACACCCUGGUCAGCUUUGGGGCUGCAGUGGGAGAGCGAGCAGGGGGGGCCGGCGAGGAGGAGGAGGAAGACGGCAUCCCCCCAACCAGUGAGUCUGAGCUGGAGGAGGAGACCUUCUCGGAUGCUCGAAGCCUAACGAAUCAGUCCGACUGGGACAGCCCCUAUCUGGACAUGGAGCUGGCCCGCUCAGGCUCAGGCACAGCAGAAGGGCAGGGACCCGGGCCAGGGGGUGGCCUCAGUGAAGCCUCGGGGAGAGGGGCCCGGCUUUUUGAGCAGCAACGGCAGCGGGCAGCCUCCAGCUCCCUGGAACGACCUAAUGACAUCCCGCCCUCCCUGAUGAAUGGGAGGGGUCCUCCACCAUCCCGCCCACAGAGCACUCCCCCAGAGGUAGCCUUAUUACCGCCCAGCCCAGGGCUGCCCCCUGCCACCAGUCCCAUUCCUUUAGCCCCUGGUGGAGGAGCCCCUCUCCCAGGCUCAGGCAUUUUUAAUCGGUCAGCAAGGCCAUUCACUCCAGGAUUCCAAGGGCAGCGCCCAGUCACCACUUCAGUUGUUUUCCGUCCCCAGGCCCCAAAGAAGGCAAAUGAAAGCCUUGUGAGUCCCAGUCCUUUUCUUCCCCCCUUCUUGUCACCACCCCAAGGUCCCACUCUGGCCCCCAGCUUCUCCAUCCCAAAGGAUCCUGGCACCUUACCAGUCUCCAUUUCCACCAAUGCCCCAUGCUCCUCAGGCCCAGUAACAGCUACCACCUCCCUAUAUAUCCCUGCCCCCAACAGGCCCAUUACACCUGGAGGUGCCCCCGACUCUCAGGCCUCUCACGGCACGGCUGCAAUGACCUCCACUGCUUCCAUCUUCCUAUCUUCUCCCCUGAGGUCCACUGGACUCUCCAUGGCAUCCAAUCCAAGUAAUCCUGCCCCUGAGGCUCCCAGUAGCCGGGAGCAGAGAAUAUCUGUGCCUGCUCCCCGCACAGGCAUCCUACAGGAAGCACGGCGCCGAGGAGCACGGAAACAGAUGUUCCGUGGGGGGAAUGAAGAAAAAAAGAAUUCCCCCAACCCAGAGCUGCUGUCAUUGGUGCAGAACUUGGAUGAGAAACCCAGGGCAGGAGGGACUGAGUCUGGUCCUGAAGAGGAUGCCCUGAGCCUAGGGGCUGAAGCCUGCAACUUCAUGCAACCUUCAGGGGGCCGAAGUUUCAAGACCCCACCCCUUGUGAUCCCUAAGACCCCACCCCCUGUGACGCCUAAGACCCCACCCCCUGUGGCACCCAAGACCCCACCCCCUGUGGCACCCAAGCCUGCCCCCAAGGGUCUUCCUGAUGGUCUGGUGAAUGGGGCUGUUCCCUCUGCAGGUGUCCUCCCAGAACCACCUCGGCUACAGGGCCGAGGUGGAGAGUUAUUUGCCAAGAGGCAGAGCCGGGUAGAUAGGUACAUAGUGGGAACCACACCUGGUCCCGGUCCCGAUCCUGGCCCAAUCUUUAGUUCCCGACCCCGAAGUCCUUCUCCUACGCCUUCAUUGCCUCCUUCAUGGAAAUACUCCCCUAAUAUCCGUGCCCCACCUCCCAUAGCCUAUAACCCAUUGCUGUCUCCAUUUUUCCCACUGGCUGCCAGGACCCUUCCUAGUCGAAUGCAGCCUCAGGGACCCCGAACAACCACAAAGCCAGGCAUCAAAGCCAUCGACUUCAUGAGGCACCAGCCCUACCAACUCAAAGCUGCCAUGUUCUGCUUUGAUGAGAUUCCUCCAACCCCCAGCCCUAUCCCCUCAGGGUCUCCUAAGACCACCCGAGUCCAUGAGAUACGUCGAUUCUCUACCCCAGCUCCCCAGUCCACUUCUGAGCCUCUGGCCCCAACUGUGCUCACUCCCAGAGCUUCCACUUCACUGGAUGAGCCUAUUUGGAGAGUAGAGAUACCCCCAACUCCUAUUCAUGCCCCUAGCCCAGCUCCAACUCUAGAGUCUCCUCGAGGCCUCGGAACCUCCCCCAGUUCCUGCAGCUUCCAGGUGGCCAGGCCCCGGUUCUCAGCUGCUAGCUCUGGACUGCAGGCACAUGUGUGGAGGCCUGGAGCAAGCCAUCAGUGAGCUGGACCCAGCUCAAGAGGCCAGAAAAGGGAGUAUUUAGCAAGGCCUCUGAGUUCUUUCUGCCACCCCAAAUCUUCCUCUCUAGAUACCCGGAGAAAGUUCCCUGCCAGGGUAGCUUGGUACUGCCUCUCCUGGUACUUUGUGUGUCUAGCUUUCUCUGCUUUGCCUACUUUUUUGUUUGUUUCUCAGUUUUUUCUUUGCUUUUCUGCCUUUUUCACCCCCUUCAUUCUGUUAUUGUGCCCAUUUAUUUGUAUCUCUCCUUUUAUGUGUUCCUGUUCUCUGUUGGCUUCCUUUUACAAGUAGUAAGUUGACUGAACCCAAAUACAAAGAGUAGGCAUUGCUCUUGUAGCUUUAGGCCUGGAUGACUGAUGAGAAUAAGAACCUGCCUGGCAGCUAGUAGAAGAGCCAGGUUCUGGUCCUUGUUUGUUCUGGACUUCUUUCUUCUCUUCCCCAAUCCUGGUCUACACCUGGACACAUGUGUGUGUGUGUGUUUGUGCCUGAGGUGAGGAGAGGGUGGAGGUGAAUUCCAACCUGGAUUCUACAUACUGCUCUGCUAAGGUCAUGUAUAGAAAAGAGGGGCUAGGAGCUCGUUCAUUUAUCUCUCAGGUGAUCUGACUAAUACUCCCCUAAAAGACCCAUUUUUUGGCAAGGAGGGAAUCUUAAACCAGAUACCUGUUGAGCUGGCUCUCUGAUGCCCAAUCAUUAAUCUCCUUCUAGUACGUGCUCCUAGCCUGCCUUCCUUUUUAGUUAACCACUCUGCUCUUGGGGGUAGGAGUAGGUAAAGAGGUGGGUAUGGCAGUGAAGAAAUUGAAGGUCCAGGACAACUUUAGGGAGGGGAGAGAGAGAGCCGAGGAUAGCCUGAAGUUUGCCUGGAGUGCAGACAGAUUCCUCGGGAUGGGAGGACAGUGAGUGGCAAUCUCUAAGGGCCUAUGGUAACGUGAGUAGUGGGUUAUGGGGAAUGGAGAACUUCCUCUGAGCAGGGAGAAAACAAACAUUGGCUUCCCGGCCUCAUGGAUCUAAAGUCAAAAAGAGUCCACUGCUCUAGGACAAGGCACUUGGCACAGGAAGGGGGGACAGAAGAGGAGCCGGAGUGACUGUGGGGGGUGAGGAUGGGUAUUGGCAGAAUGAAAGUGGAUAAAGACAGAUUGUGCGGGAGAAAGAAAUGAGGGCAGAACUUUAGGGACGGGAGGUGUUAGAGGGAUGAUACAAUAAUAGCUAACAUUUGUUUGGCACUUAGUGUGUCCAGCAUGUGUUCAGUGCUUUACAAAUAUCUCGUUGGAGCCUCACAACAACCCUGGGAGGUAGGUGCUAUUAUUAUCCCCAUUUUACAGAUGAGGAAACUGAGGCAAAUAGCGGUUGAGUGACUUGCCCAGGUGUCACACAGCCAGUAAGUGACUGAGACUGAAUUGAAACUCGAGUCAUCCUGCCUCCAGGCCUAAUGCUGUCUCCCCUGCACCACCCAGCUGCCUCCUGCAGAACCUAUGCUGCUUCCUUUGAGUCUGUCUUGUCUGUGUUCCUGAUGUGUCCUGAUUGCUCGGCUAGGGACAGGAAAACAUCCAGAGCUGCCCACUUUGGCCCUUCCUGAGUCCAGAUUUCCCUGCUUUAGGCUUUAGACCCUGAUUUCUGAACUGGAGUGGGGCAGGGGAGCAGGCUAGGGGAUACACUCUCCCCCAAACUCUUCUGCUGCUUGGUCUUUGUCUCAAGAGUGAGUCCCUCUACUCUGAUUUGUGCACAGUAAUAAAUUUUGUUUGCUACACCUGGCCAGUUA